Molecule: messenger RNA, 364 nt
Organism: Xenopus tropicalis (tropical clawed frog)
Lineage: Eukaryota; Metazoa; Chordata; Amphibia; Anura; Pipidae
Product: coiled-coil domain-containing protein 77-like
Exons: 3
Coding region: 33-335 (100 amino acids)
Source: RefSeq, a predicted model, not a curated record
GUCCCACAGACGCCCUGAGAGAAAAGGAUUUAAUGGAACGUUCAGAUAAGGUGGCCAAGCGGCUGCAAUUGAUGGCGCAGAGAUACGAGGCUCUGGAGAAAAGGCGCAACAUGGAGGUAGAGGGCUAUAAGACUGACAUCAAGCUGCUGAGACAGCGGUUAAAGGAUGUAGAGAAGCAACUAUUCAAGGUGACGCUGAACAUCGGGCCAGACCAAGAUCUUGCUAUUCUGGAUGCAGUGCGGCAAGGCAACAAAAAGACACAAAAAUUUCAAGGGGAACUGCGCAACUUAAAGGCCAAAAUCUGUGGCCUGGGGAAUGAACUGAGAAUCGGAUAGAGCACAAGGGAGACUGACGGAGCUGCCAC